Molecule: messenger RNA, 756 nt
Organism: Fonsecaea multimorphosa CBS 102226
Lineage: Eukaryota; Fungi; Ascomycota; Eurotiomycetes; Chaetothyriales; Herpotrichiellaceae
Exons: 2
Coding region: 1-756 (251 amino acids)
Biological process (GO): double-strand break repair via break-induced replication; DNA replication
Cellular component (GO): GINS complex; nucleus
Source: RefSeq, a predicted model, not a curated record
AUGUCCGCCUUCCCUCAUCCACCAGGUCUAUCGCCCGCCGAAGUGGCAUUUCUGUGCGAAAUGGAGUCCGUGACGAUAAUCCCGCGCCAGCGCCUCGAACGUCUCGACUUACUCGGCGGUCCGACACGAGCCCUCAUCCCACCGCAGCGGACGACCCUGCCCCUCUGGCUCGCCGUGCUAUUGAAGCGCCAGCGACGCGCGAAUAUCAUGCCCCCGCCCUGGAUUCUGGCUGAGAAUCUGCAAGACAUUCUCGAGACCGAGACACACAAGGACUUUGAGGGCACGUUUUCACCUUCCUCGGCUUCAUUGCCUCCGCAGGGACGGCGUCAGACAGACUACAGCGGAAAGGCGUUCAUAGCCUCCACGCCCUUUGUGGAGUCGUGCACUGUGGAUAGCCAUGCGACGACGCUUCCGUAUCAUUGGUUCGAACUGUCAGAGAUCCUGCUGGAAGCGGCCAGCGACGAUAUUCCCGAACCCGACCGGGUGAGGCAAUUGCUGAGAGACAUACGCGAAGUGCGGCUGGCCAAGAUGCGGAAACAACUACCGCAUUUGUCAGGUGAUGGUGAAGGCACACGGCUGGAUGGCAUAGGCGCCAUGGAGCUCUCCGAAUCCAGGGGAUUUGUCACGGGUGUUGUCGAUGGCCUGAGGAAGAUUGAUGCAAGCAGGGAGCAGGAGAGGAGAGAGAGAGAGGAAGAGGCGAGAGAGAAUCAGAGAUAUAACGACGAUGAUGAUGACGAAGACGACGAAAUGACAUGA